Molecule: messenger RNA, 980 nt
Organism: Schistocerca serialis cubense
Lineage: Eukaryota; Metazoa; Arthropoda; Insecta; Orthoptera; Acrididae
Exons: 2
Coding region: 280-684 (134 amino acids)
Source: RefSeq, a predicted model, not a curated record
ACCAGCAAUGACGAAUAUGUGCAGGUAGGAGUCUCAUAACAUUUCAUAAACAGUAAAUACACAAAAAAUCAGUUUAUACAAAUAUUCACAUAAAAUCCUUUCAAUAGUUCAAUAAACAGGUAGCACUUCUCAGAGUAGUUGACAGUUCCAACAGUAGCACCCAGCAAUGGUCAACAGGUGCAAAUAGCAGUCUCAUAAUAUUUCAUCAGCAGUAUUUAAACAGCUCCAUCAGUGGCACCCAGCAAUGUUGAGCAGGUGCAAACACCAACAAGUGACAUUAUGUCAGUAGAAGAAGUUCCAUUAGUGGCACCCAGCAAUGUUGAGCAGGUGCAGACACCAACAAGUGACAUUAUUUCAGUAGAAGCAGUUCCAUCAGUGGCACCCAGCAAUGUUGAGCAGGUGCAAACACCAACAAGUGACAUUAUGUCAGUAGAAGCAGUUCUAUCAGUGGCACCCAGCAAUGUUGAGCAGGUGCAGACAGCAACAAGUGACAUUAUGUCAGUAGAAGCAAUUCCAUCAGUGGCACCCAGCAAUGUUGAACAGGUGCAGACAGCAACAAGUGACAUCAUUUCAGUAGAAGCAGUUCCAUUAGUGACACCCAGUAAUGUUGACAGGUGCAGACAGCAACAAGUGACAUCUCAUCACUGGUUGAGCAUUUCCAACAGUGGCACCCAGCAAUGUUGAGCAGGUGCAGACAGCAACAAGUAACAUCAUUUCAGUAGAAGCAGUUCCAUUAGUGACACCCAGUAAUGUUGACAGGUGCAGACAGCAACAAGUAACAUCUCAUCAUUGGUUGAGCAGUUCCAACAGUGGCAUCCAGUAAUGUUGACAGGUGCAGGUAACAGUCCAUAAUAUUCACUAUCACUAAUCAGACAGUUAAAUUAGAGUUCAUUAGCACAAAUUAAACAUUUCCAAGUGGCACCCACCAAUGUUAAUACGUGUAAGUACGAAAAAACGUUUGAAUGCACACACAAUUGCUU